AUGGAUCCUCUUUCCAUUACCGCUAGUAUAAUUGCGGCUCUGCAGGCCGCCAGCGCUAUCAUAUCCACAGCGUAUUCCAUAAAAGCGGCAAUGAAAGAUGUUCCCAUCACGGUCUUGUCAAUUAUAUCCGACAUCAUUGAGUUGAGAAACGUUUUAGAAACGUUGGAUCGGCUAGCAUAUGAGGAUCCGAAAGACGAUCCAAAUUCACACUUGUCUUCAAAACAACGUCGCUCCUUCGAGAUGCUCUCAAAUCCUCAUGGCCCUCUCGAGAUUUGCCAGCAAGAACUCAAAACAUUAGAGGCACUGAUUGACGAUCGUUCGGGAUCUCGAAGGGGAGCUUUGGUACAAGCAUUGAGAUGGCAGUACGGAGGUGACGAGAUACGGAUGUCGUUGAAACGAAUCGAACGGAUCAAGAGCACUCUCAAUCUAGCCAUUACAGCAGAUUCGGCAGCAUUGCUAUUGAACAUCCAGGAGAUGGUGACCGACAUUGCGACUGUGGUUGAAACAGUGCAGAUUCGAGAGCUUAACGAGACGCAGAAGAAGAUAUUGCGCUGGCUUUCCCCUGUCGACCCUUCAGCGAGCCACGAAGCGGCGACCAGGAUUCACCAAGCUGGAACUAAUGACUGGUUUUUACACGGGUCAGAGUUUCAGAACUGGUAUGCGGCGAAGCGUUCAUUCCUAUGGCUCAGUGGCCUUCCUGGAGCUGGAAAGACGAUCCUUCUGUCUAGUACAGUGACUUACCUCAGAGAGCGAGCGGCGAGCGAUGACCUAAUUGCUUGGUUCUACUGUGAUUUUAGAAAGAAGGAAACUGAGGAACUGAUUAAUGUCCUGGGUUGUCUUAUUAGUCAAUCAUGCACUCAGAGCGGAAUGUUUCCACCUGCAUUGAAAGAUGCCUACCAAAAGACACACAGCAAAUCUGACAAGCCGAAUUUACAGUUGCUGCGCCAGCUUCUCGAGAUUUUCGCAGCGAGGUUUCGUCUGUUCCUUUUGAUCGAUGGGCUCGACGAAUGUGCUCAGCCGGAGCAGGCUAUCGACUUCAUCUGCGACCUACAAAAGUCAAACAUAGCUAUCAAUCUUUUAUUGACGAGUCGCGAUGUGCAAACAGUACAGGGGUUGGACGAAUUUGUCCAUGUGAAAAUCGAAGCCCAUCAACGCGAAGUCUCGCAGGACGUCAAACUAUACCUGGACAAUCGUCUAAUAUCAGAUAAAAGACUACAAUGGCUGAAUAAAAAAUCCCAUGAUUCGUUAAGGGAAGACAUAGCAAAUCAGCUGAUGGAGAGGUCUGCUGGAAUGUUCCGUUACUGCCAGUGCGCCAUCGAUGCGAUUGCAAGCCUUCGCACGGUCAGAGCGAUUCGGACUGCUUUGCGAGAGCUACCACGAGGACUGGACGAAACAUACGAUAACAUAUUGUUGAAAAUCCCAGAGCCAGACACCGAAACGGUUCGGAGAAUUCUGAUGUGGGUAGCAUUCGCCACAAUGCCAAUGACAUUAGGGGAAGUAUAUGAAGCAAUCGCCAUUGACGCCGAUCUCGGCUUGGAUCAUCUGGACGAAGAAUCACGCCUGCGGACACCAGCGGAUAUACUUGACCUCUGUGGAAGCCUUGUCGUCGUGUCCGAGGAUGGCCACAUCGGACUGGCGCACCUCUCCGUGAAAGAGUAUUUACUGUCACCCAGAACAAAGCGAAACCACGCAGUAUCCGCAUUUGCCCUUGAGCCAGAAAGAGCGGUUCAAGAGUUGGCAAAGAAUUGUUUAGCUUACCUCUGCUUUCGGGAAUUCUCAACCGGGCCCUGCAAGACUUCCGAAACCUUUGAUGAGAGAUUGAUCAGACUGCCACUGGCCACUUAUGCGGCCGUUGCUUGGCCUUAUUUCGUCCGUUCAAGCAAGACCCCUGAGUUGCAACAACGCAUCAACGAAUUCUUCCAGCCACCCGCCUCACCAAUUUUCAUGUCCUGGGUCCAAGUUCUCAAUGCAAUCCAUGGAUCGUGGAACUUCUAUCCAAAUCCCACGACUACACUAUAUUAUGCCUCGACAUUCGGACUCACAGAGGCAGUGGCUGCCUUGCUGCUCAAUCCUGAGGUUAUCUCGGUCAUCAACGACCCAGGCAGCCGGUUCGGUGGGACCGCAUUGCAUGGUGCGACGUUACGAGAGAAGCUCCCUGCAAUGAAACUUCUGUUACGUGCUGGGGCUGAUCCCAACCAAGCGGAUUGGAACAAGAUCAGUCCUUUGCACACAGCAGCUGGGUAUGGGAACAAGGAUGUCAUUCAGUUGCUGCUGGAGCAUGGAGCAAGCCGAGACGCACUGGAUUAUGAAAACCAGACUCCCUUCGACUGCGCAGUCCGUGCUAAUAACCCUGUGUCGAUCAGUCUACUGGCUAGGGAUACGAAGACGCAGGGUAAUCCAACUUUUCAGCCGUCCCAACGAUCCAGCGCCAGUGGGGAUAAGGAUGGCUCAGACGAACAUAUUGUAUCAUCGCCGACAGAUGUCCAGCAGCAAUCCAAGCGAGGGACACGAACUUCUAGCUCUAGGAUUACCUUUCUCAUGAACCAGGGCAAGAUAGCGCGUCAGGAUGAGUCGCCCUGA
This is a messenger RNA of Exophiala bonariae, 2580 nucleotides long. RefSeq lists its product as uncharacterized. The record is from RefSeq and is a predicted model, not a curated record. The transcript is spliced from 6 exons. Gene Ontology annotation, molecular function: protein binding. Bases 1 to 2580 code for a protein of 859 amino acids. Lineage: Eukaryota; Fungi; Ascomycota; Eurotiomycetes; Chaetothyriales; Herpotrichiellaceae.